This is a messenger RNA of Aquila chrysaetos chrysaetos, 2485 nucleotides long. It is a transcript of the gene SLC39A5, whose product is annotated as solute carrier family 39 member 5. The record is from RefSeq and is a predicted model, not a curated record. Gene Ontology annotation, biological process: intracellular zinc ion homeostasis; BMP signaling pathway; zinc ion import across plasma membrane. The coding region runs from base 1 to 2049 and encodes 682 amino acids. Gene Ontology annotation, molecular function: zinc ion transmembrane transporter activity. NCBI's taxonomy places the organism in Eukaryota, Metazoa, Chordata, Aves, Accipitriformes, Accipitridae. The transcript has 13 exons. Gene Ontology annotation, cellular component: membrane.
AUGGGGCUGAGCCGCAUGGCCGCUGCCCAGCAGCCCCCGGGGCCGGGGGUCCGCAGCCCCCCCCCGGCCCGCGCCCCCCGCACCCAACCGCUGCCUGCCCGCGCCAAGGCAGCCCCUCCCGGCACCAGGGCUGGCUGGGAGCAGCGCCUGGGUGACCCUUGGCCCCCCCAGUUCGGGCGCAGCAGACGGCGCGGCCGCGGCACGGGGACGGGGGCCGGUCAGCAGCGAGUCCCCUGGCCCCCGCGAUCGGCACAGCACGGCCCCAGCUGUCCCUGCGGACGGACGGACGGACGGACGGGCAGCGGGAGGCUCUGCCGGGGACCCCCAGUUUGCCGCCUGCGGGAUCCGGCCCCAUGGGCCCCCGUGGGCUCCUCCUGGGCAUCCUGGGGCUGCUGGCUCUGGGGGCCGGGGGGGGGACCGGGACCGCUGCCCGAGGACGCGGCGCAGGAGCACGGCUACUACCUGCAGCAGCUCUUCGGGCAGUACGGGGCCAACGGGACGCUGCCCUUCGAGGGGCUGGCGCGGCUGCUGGGCAGCCUGGGGCUGGGACGGGUGCAGGUGGUGCAGAUCCAGCACGAGGAGCUGGGCCACGGCCACGUCAGCCACCUCGACCUGCUGGAGGUGCAGGAGGAGAAGCACCGGCACCGGCACCCCGUCUGGGAACACGGCGAGGACACGGCACCCAGUGCCCCGCCACCCACCCGUACCCCCAGCCCCCGGCCCUCCCAGACAAAAAGCUGGACGAAGCCGGUGCCCGCCAAGCCCCCCGGUGCCGGGGCCACCCCUGGGAACCGUGGGGCCCCCCCCCCCCCCCGGCGGGACCAGCCUGGCCUGAGCCUGCUGGGGAGGAUGCUGGGCUUGGAGCACUCCAGCACCGACCACCCCCACGACGAUUGCCUCAAUGUCACCCAGCUGCUGGUGAAUUUUGGGCUGGACUCGGUGUCCCAGCUGACGCCGGAGCAGUUCACCCUCCUUUGCCCAGCCCUGCUCUACCAGAUCGACAGCCGUGUCUGCAUCCAGCACAGCGAUGAGGUGACACUGCCUCCCCCGGGGGGGGCCCUGUGGCCAGCACUGGGCUGGGGGCUCCUGGCCGUCACCUUCAUCAGCCUGCCCUCUGCCCUGGCCGUCCUCCUCAUCCCGCUGCUGAGCCACAGCUUCUUCCACUCGCUGCUGGCCUUCCUGGUGGCACUGGCCGUGGGGACGCUCUGCGGGGACGCCCUGCUCCACCUCUGGCCCCACGCGCAGGGGAAGCACCAGGAGACGCCGGCGGAGCCGGGGGCCGCGGUGCUGCAGGGGCUGGCGGUGCUGGGGGGCAUCUACCUGCUCUUCCUGGUGGAGCUGCUCCUGGGGAUGCUACAGCGGAGCCGGGACGCCACAGGACACUCCCCUGGAGAGGCCUCUGACGUGGCCACGGGGGUCUUGGCAUUGUCACAAGGCGGGGCUGAGCUGCGACACCUGACGGCACCGGAGCCAGAGCUGGAGCUCAAGCCCCACGGAUACCCCCACGGACACUCCCAUGGACACUCCCAUGGCCCCACGCCGCCCCCCAGCCCCAGGGCCACUGAUGUUGUCUGGAUGGUGGUGCUGGGGGACGGGAUCCACAACCUGACAGACGGGCUGGCCAUCGGUGCUGCCUUCUCCCACAGCCUCUCCAGCGGCCUCAGCACGGCGCUGGCCGUGCUCUGCCACGAGCUGCCCCAUGAGCUGGGUGACCUGGCGGUGCUGCUGCAGGCCGGCACGGCCCCCCGCACCAUCCUGCUCCUCAACCUGCUCUCGGCCCUGCUCUCCUGCCUGGGGGCGGUGGCGGGGGCGGCCGUGGGGCAGAGCGCAUCCCACCUCACCCCCUGGAUCCUCACCGCCACCGCCGGCAUCUUCCUCUACGUGGCCCUGGCUGACAUGCUCCCCGAGGCGCUGCGGGGUGCCGAGGGCCCCGGCGAGGGCACCUGGGGCCGCUUGCUCCUGCAGAACGUGGGGUUCCUGCUGGGCAGCGGCAUCAUGCUGGGCAUCGCCCUGGCCGAGGGACAUGUCCGCGCCUGGCUGCAGCCCUGAGCGGCACCGGGGCUCGGCCCUGCUCGCUCCCACCGCCGACCGGAGCGAGGAACCGCGGCCGGAGCCGGCAGCGGCCAAGCUGGAAGGACGGCAGGAUGGCGGGAGCCCCAAACGUGCCCUCAAGACUGGACUUUCUCCCCUCCUGUGAGACCCCCAGCGGCUUCUACCAUCCCCGGGAGUCUCCAUGGCUCAGCCCCUCCAUCCCUGCGGGGAGGGGACAUGGGGUCCCCUUGCCACCCCAUGUCCUCUCCCGGGGGACGGGGGCACCCGGCGCUCCCCGGGGUGGGAUAGCAAUGGGGUGCUCGCACGCCCGGCUCCGGGGGCAAGGUCGAGCGCGUUUCCCCUUCCCACUCCCCCUGGAGCAGCCGUUAGUGGAGAAAGGACGACAGGACAUAGAAGCAAUAGCAUUUUAAUAAACAUAAUUGAUUCAAAGCCA